Stegastes partitus (bicolor damselfish) is the source of this 1380-nucleotide messenger RNA. RefSeq names its product regulator of G protein signaling 7. NCBI's taxonomy places the organism in Eukaryota, Metazoa, Chordata, Actinopteri, Pomacentridae. Gene Ontology annotation, biological process: regulation of G protein-coupled receptor signaling pathway; G protein-coupled receptor signaling pathway; positive regulation of GTPase activity. The transcript has 16 exons. Gene Ontology annotation, cellular component: cytoplasm; plasma membrane; neuron projection. The record is from RefSeq and is a predicted model, not a curated record. Gene Ontology annotation, molecular function: GTPase activator activity. Bases 1 to 1380 code for a protein of 459 amino acids.
AUGGCACAGACCAACAGCAGUGGGCAGGGCACCAAUGGGGUAGCGGAUGAGUCCCCCAACAUGAUAGUGUACAGAAAGAUGGAGGAAGUAAUAGCACGCAUGCAGGAUGAGAAAAAUGGCAUCCCCAUACGAACAGUGAAAAGUUUUCUCACCAAGAUCCCGAGUGUUUUUUCAGGUUCUGAUAUUGUACAGUGGAUGAUCAAGAAUCUGGACAUUGAAGAUCAAGUGGAGGCUCUUCACCUAGGAACUCUGAUGGCUGCACAUGGUUACUUCUUCCCCAUCUCAGACCACGUCCUCACUCUCAAAGACGAUGGCACUUUCUAUAGGUUUCAGACUCCAUACUUUUGGCCAUCAAACUGCUGGGAACCAGAAAACACAGACUAUGCUGUUUACCUCUGCAAAAGAACAAUGCAAAAUAAAGCGCGUCUGGAGCUUGCAGACUAUGAAGCGGAGAGCUUAGCAAGGCUACAGAGAGCUUUCGCCAGGAAAUGGGAGUUCAUUUUUAUGCAAGCAGAAGCACAAGCAAAGGUGGACAAGAAAAGAGACAAAAUCGAGAGGAAAAUUCUUGACAGUCAGGAAAGAGCAUUCUGGGACGUGCACAGACCAGUGCCUGGAUGUGUGAAUACGACAGAAGUUGACAUAAAGAAGUCCUCCAGAAUGAAAAACCCCCACAAAACUAGAAAGUCUGUGUAUGGGCUGCAGAAUGAUAUCCGUACCCACAGCCCAACCCACACCCCCGCUCCAGAGGCCAAGCAGCCCACAGAAGAAGAACUGCAGGAACAGAUCACCUUCUGGCAAUUGCAGUUAGACAGGCAUCGACUGAAAAUGUCCAAAGUGGCAGAGAGUUUGCUUGGCUACACGGAGCAGUACGUUGAAUACGACCCCUUCCUCACGCCUCCAGACCCAUCCAACCCCUGGAUCUCAGAUGACACCACACUGUGGGAGCUCGAAGCCAGUAAGGAGCCAGGCCAGCAGAGGGUAAAGAGGUGGGCUUUCGGCAUUGAUGAGGUUCUCAAAGACCCUGUUGGGAGAGAGCAGUUCCUCAAGUUCCUGGAGUCUGAGUUCAGCUCAGAGAAUCUCAGGUUCUGGUUAGCGGUCCAGGAAUUAAAGAAGCGUCCAAUCAGAGAAGUUCCCACUCGAGUUCAAGAGAUCUGGCAGGAGUUUCUGGCUCCCGGUGCGCCCAGUGCCAUCAACGUGGACUCCAAGAGCUACGACAAAACCACCCAGAAUGUUAAAGAUCCCGGACGCUACGCCUUUGAGGAUGCACAGGAACACAUCUACAAGUUGAUGAAAAGCGAUUCUUACAGCCGAUUCAUCCGUUCCAGUGCCUACCAGGAAUUAUUACAGGCCAAGAAGAAGAAAAGUAAGAACUUGUUCUGA